Molecule: messenger RNA, 2147 nt
Organism: Bursaphelenchus xylophilus (pine wood nematode)
Lineage: Eukaryota; Metazoa; Nematoda; Chromadorea; Rhabditida; Aphelenchoididae
Source: the annotation of a GenBank genome assembly
AUGAGGCAUGGUCAGUGUUUAUUGUUUCUAUCAAUUAUUAGUUACGCUUCCGGAUACGUUGUGCAGUUCGAAGUGCCCGUCAAAUUUGCUGACUCAAAUUUGACCGUCAGAUUGCUGUCGCUUGAUCUGACGACCGUUGAGAGCUUUGUUUUCGACUAUCGAUCCUUCAAUAAGUCAAGACUCAACGCCUUUGACCCUUCCGCAUCCAAGAAGUUCAAAAACAAAGGCGAAUUUAAGGGGCUUUAUUCCCCACCGUACAACAAAGAGUUCGUCUCAACUUCAGGAAUUUUGGGAAAGGAUAAAAUUGAAUAUCACGGGCAUGUUUUCAAAGGAGAAUUUGGAGUAGUUGACCGGGACAAUAAUAAUUACAUCCAUAAAGGAAUUGAUGGUAAAGAACGAGCAGGAAGGCUUGGAUUUUCACGUGGCGAUGAAACUUGGGCUGACUUGAGAGAGAAGUUCUUGAAGGGGAAUGAGAAUAAAAGUCUCUGCUUGGUAGUCAGGGAAUAUCGAAGGUAAGCUCGUAUAUCAGUGUUAUAAAACAAGUAGAGAGCAAUUGAAAUUUAUUGAUUACUGCAAAAAAAAUUAACAGGGGGGGGGGGAGUACUCCAAGUGCGACGCUCAGAUUUUCUUUAAAUUUUGCGCACACGUCGGGAAUGGACUAAAUAUAAAUUCCUGAAAGUUUUAGCUCGCGCUUUGCGGGCGCCGCCGAGAUAUCGAACGCUUUUUUGCCGCCGAGAGAGCACGCUAAAUGUGGAGAGCGGUCAGGGGGAAAAACGCUUUUUGGCUAUAACUUUGGCGGUUUCGUGCGGAAAAUUUUGAUUUUUUGUAGAAACAUUAUCCUUUAUGGUAAAAAUAGGCAUGAAACUUUUCGUGCCGAAAUUCCGCAAAAAGUGCUAAAUUUUGGCCGACUUUCGAUCUAAAAAUCUAGGUUGUUUCUGCAAAGCGCGAGCUAGGAUUCUCGCAUGUAUCUUAGAAAAAAAUAUUCUAAAUUUGUGCCAAGUUUUAUAAAAAUCUGAGCGUCGCACUUGGAGUACUUCCCCUGUAAAUUGGAAAAUAAUUUUAGGCAUUUUAUUUUUUGGUGCGGGAUUGUAAUUUCUGCGCUUUCUGCACAGUGCAAAGAAAACCAUUUUUGCACAGUGCAAAGCCAAAAAUAGGCUUGUUUUAUUCCUGCACAGUGCAAUGAGGUCAAGUUCUUAGACUGUCCAAAAGAUCAGAGCCAAAUUUAUAAAGCGUUUUUUCAUUACAUAAAGCCUGCAGUUUUAACGUAAAUUUUUUUUCUUUUACCCGUCUAACCCACCCUAACUCAACUCCAAAAAUUUCCAGCGCAGUCGAAGCUACCGUCUCAAUUGGCGACCCAAUUUACAAACCAGACGAAAUUGUCUCUUACUUCAACGCUUCUUUCAACAACAAUGGUCAUUGGCGAGUGCCACUGACUUCCAUACAAAUCGGUGAUUAUGAAAUUGAAGUCGACACACCUGGAAUUCUAAGCACAUCAACUGAUGAGAUUGGAUUUCCAAAGCGUAUAUUCAAUUCGGUUAUUGCGGAAUUAAGAGCGGUUUAUUACUCGUCUUUGAAGGCAUACAUUGUGAGCUGUGCAAAUCGGCAACCGCUGAGAAUCGGGGUUAAUUCAACCGAAAUUACGAUCGAUCCCUCAUCGUACAUGAAGAGGGUUGGCCUACAAUGCGCGUUGAGAUUGAGCCCGGUGGAUCAGAGUAUCUUUAUUCUCGGUGGCCCGUUUUACAAUAGACGUGGAGUCUGUAUGGACUUUGAGGAUUAUACUAUUACGUUGUUCAGGCCUGUUCAACGGAUUUAUGACGGAUCUCAGCAAGCCAAAGAGAUGGUUGAUGAUGGUAGGAGAUACAUGUAUACCCAACGGUUAAGAAUUGAUGAAACCUUUGAAUAAAAAAUAGACAAACUGAAGAUAUUUAUAUAGCAUUCUAAAACAGCUCUGUUUGAGCAGAGAGAUAUACAAAAAUUUUGUUUUUUCUCUAGCCGCUCUCUGCUUAUCGCAUGUGCCCCUCUUUGUAAAGAUUGUUGAAUGCCCCGGCAGCGCCGCCAGACCGCAGGCUGAAGUUUUCAGGUGUCUACACCUGAUCUUGACCCUAAUCAACUAUCAUUCUGGGGGUUCGCCCUCCAAAAGCCGAUAA